Molecule: messenger RNA, 10434 nt
Organism: Colius striatus (speckled mousebird)
Lineage: Eukaryota; Metazoa; Chordata; Aves; Coliiformes; Coliidae
Gene: CCNT2
Product: cyclin T2
Exons: 5
Coding region: 5507-7246 (579 amino acids)
Biological process (GO): positive regulation of DNA-templated transcription, elongation; regulation of transcription by RNA polymerase II
Cellular component (GO): cyclin/CDK positive transcription elongation factor complex; nucleus
Molecular function (GO): cyclin-dependent protein serine/threonine kinase activator activity
Source: RefSeq, a predicted model, not a curated record
UUUAACCGCUUCUGUAAGUCCUUUUUUUACCUUUCUACUAAAAUUUAAGGUGAUGUUAUUUGUCUAAUAAUGAUUUUCACCAAUUAUGUUAUCCAAAGAGUUUUUUAAAGCUAAUUACUAAAAGCUUUAUCUUAACCUUUAGAGGCUGAUAGCAACUCCAGUUCUGUCCAUUUUUAUUGCUUUCCUGUUAGCCUUGAUUCUUGAUAAUGUCUGUUCCAUGUUUUCUCAAAUGACCAGAAGCAGUUACUAGUUGAAAACUGAAUAGCCAAGUACUUAGUAUCGUUCUGGGUUGAUUAUAUUCACUCUGAAGCAGUUUUACCAAGUGAAGCUUAGUCUGCAUGUUGGUGCCUAAUGCUAGAUUUCUGUCCUAGCAAAUCUUUUUAGGUAACGAACUGAAAGAUAAAGAGUGCAUAGCAGGACUGCUAUCACAUGCAAAUACUUCAACAUGUGACUAAUUGUUUUUCUGGAGCAGUGUGUACUUACUUGUUUUGGAUAGUAGCACAAAACCCCAAACAUUUUGUUAAUCAUAUCCUCUAACUUAUGUGCAGCUCAUGAAUGUGACUCUGGCUAGAAACCUGGUUAAUAUCUUUUUGUUGUUGGAUUUUGGCACACCUUCUUUAAUUCUUUAAUUGCUUUCCUUUGGAUAUUUAUAACAAUUUAAAUACUCUCACGAGAUGGAAGAUGGAAAAAAAAAAAGCAGUUGUAAAAGCACCUAAAAUAAACUCUAAUUAUAUUCUUUAAGUGUUUGGAAAUGAUUGGACCAUGGUGGUUAGUCCUGAGUCAUCAAGUGGUUUUGUAGUGAAAAAUGCAGAGUGCUUCAAGUUUUUGGGUGUUUUGUUUUUUUUUUUUUCCUCUAUAAAUUGUAAGAGUUAGGUGUAACUUAAUCAUAUGAACUAAAUCUGUUUUGUAGUAACUCUAGAAUAAAAAGUAUCUCUCCUAUUUUAAAGUAGCUUAUUGGUACAGCGUCUUCAGUUUGAUUCCAAGUAGGACUGGUGCUGUGACUUAAUUGCAUAUAAACCAACUUUACUACUAUUCCUGCUGUAAGAUAAUAACUCUUUUCUUUGUCCAGAUUUGUUUGUGACUUGAUGCAUAAGCCUAAUUGCACCUGCAGUCUCAGUAGUCUACAUCAGUAGCUUUGCUUUUGCUUUGGAUUUUUCUAGCUGUCGAUCAGGAUAAAUGGGAGAGUGUUUCCCUGUUUUGUGUGAGCCCCUGCACCUCUGCUCAGUGUUUGGGGCUGUGGGGAGGAGUGGCAGCUGCAGUAUUGUAGCUGCAUCAUGUUUUCCAUAUUAGCAAGUUUGACUUGAGCCUGCAAGAAGAAAGGCCUGUUGCUACACAGACUUAAUUUCUUUGAGUCAAGGACACAUACUGCUCUUAAGACAAUUCAGCUUUUUCCUUUGCAUUUUGGAUGCUGCUUUUGUGUUCUGACCAAAUUCAUACAUUGAAGGUACAUGCUAAUUUUUGUUUCAUUUUGUUUUAUAGCUGCUAUUUGGUGUCAGAACAGUUUAACAAAAUAUUUAGAAUUCUAAAAUUAUACCAAGUCUUGACAUCCAAAGGCUCCAGUGAGGGCUGAACAUCCGUCCACGUAGUUCAACGACUGGCACAAAGUGAAUGUAAUAAUCAGAUUCUUGCAAAUCUGCUCCCUGGAGUAGGUGUUCUCCUUGGUGUGUGUCUGUGCAAACAGAAUUCUUGUCAGCACAUGCCCCUCCUAGGGGUGGUAUAGGCUGUGGACACAAGACUCAAGUACCUUAUAUUAAAAUAAACAAACAAAAACCCAACAAAUUAAUCUAUAAAUUAAAAACAUAGAGUGUGGAAUCUCUAGUCAUGCCUGCAAGUCAAGCAAGCUGCUGUGGAGCAUUGGUCUUGUGUAUUGAGUGAAUAAAGAGAUGGGCUUUUGGGGACAGUGAUGCAUCUUCAGAGAUGUACUGGUAUGAUUUUAGUUCUCUAUCUCUUAACAUGUAUUUAUUGGACAGUGUGGUGUUUUAAUGUGGCUCUGUGAGCACCAGGAUAGCGAGUCUGAAACCUUUCAGAACAGAUAUUAUCUAAGACUUGCCAGUGUUAAGCCUUUAAUGCUAAAGGGAUUGACUGACAAGUUAAAGAAAUGCAAGUUUGCUUCAUCCAGUUCUAGUGACGUAUCUUGGACAAAAAGCAAUGUUUCAGAAGGCAGAGAUACCCUUUGUAUUAAAAGUGAUUACCUUCUCCCCCCAAGGAGAUGUAGUCUUGAAUGCUUUUCCUCUCCUCCUUUGGGCAGAGAAGGAAGAAAGGAAUGUGAUGUGGGUGACUAUCAAAAGAGAAGCAAUGAAGUUAGCUGAAGUAUGCAAGUGUAUUUACACUUUUAAUUUAAUGUGUGUGCUGAAUUGCCAACUGGUGAGAAGAUGCCAUUUUGCUGGUUGAACUGAAGUGACAAGAGGGUGGUUGAUUCUCUACGAUCACUUUCUGUUGUCUUGUGUGCAGGCUAAUGUGCUUUAUGCUGUCAGUGACCUGUAUUAAUCUGUAAGCUGCCCCCUUUAAAAACAAAAUGGAAAAAAAACACCACGACAAAAAACCACAAGCAACCACCACAACCUGCUAAAAAAGCCAGCCAAACAAACAGAAACCUAAAAAUCCAAACCACCAAAACCCCAAAGAGGUUCUGUUGAUGAUACUCAAAAGAUUCAGCCAAGUCCUUUGUCAGAAGACUGUCCAGUCUCUUGGUGACGUGCCUGAAGCAAUUGCUGGAAGCUCAAGGUGACUAGUAAGUGGGAAGUGGUGCAAAUAAAUGUAAUUACUUCAACAUGCAAGUAAUGAAACAGUUGAAUUCUUCAUGUCUAAGUUUUAAAGCUUUUCUGAAGGUAUUAGACUACACAGAGCAUUGUAGAUCAGGGGUGGAUGGACACGUAAUGAUUCAUGAUGUUCAGGCACCAAAGUAUCUAAUAAUUCCUUCUGGUUUUCAAAGAUCAGUGGGUUGAUGAAAUCAUUCCAUCUUUACAGUUUGGUCAGUGUAGUAGACAAGGAAAAUGGUGUGGGCUCAGUCUCUUUUCUGCACCAUUCUUCCUCAGUGUCAAGAGACUGAGAAGAGGAGAAGGGACCAUCAUUCCUUAGGAUCCUGCAAGUCCUCUAAGGAAUCUGAAGGCGGUGGAUCUGGGAAGGGCUGUCAGCAAGCUUCAAUGCCUGUUCAGGAUGUUCCAGUACUGAAGAGAGAAGAAAAGAUACAAGGAAAAAAAAAGAGAAGGAAAAAAACCCAACCCUCAAUUCCCUAACCACCAAAAAAACCACCAGCAAAAACUUCUGGUGUCAAAUACCUGUACUGAAUGUGAGUCGAAUGAUCAGCAGUGAAACUGCCCUGCCACUGAGACCAUGACAUGUUCGUCUUAAUCUCUGGUGCAAAAUCAGUCUGUUCCUGCUUCUGGUGGAACUUGAAGGGGAGGAAUCUGUGUCCUCCUCUCCACCUUGGGAAGUCUUCAGUCAUUCCUUUUUCUGUUGUGGAAGUGAAGGCUGGAUCCCAUGGUUUCUGUGGUGGUUCUGGCACCUCUGCAGGUUAUCAGGUAUCUUGACCAGCCAUGAUCUGUACCAGUCCUUUGUGGAAAGUGCACUGUCAAAUUCUUCAAAUGCCCCAUAGCAUUUGUGUGCCAUGGGGCCAUUGGUUAAAUCAAGCUGAUAAAGUCAGCAGAAGGGGAAAUGAAAAUCAAUCGGCUUUUUCAGAGGGAAAAAUUAAAUCUUGGCUUAUUAAGUGGUGUGGGAAGGUCUUAAACACCAGCUGUGCUCCAGCACUGCUAUGGGCAGCUUGCACAUUCUUCACCUCAGGCUUUGUCAGGCCUGUUCCCAAGGUCUAAAGACUGUCAAGAAAGUGAAGCCACCAGGACUGCUCAGGCCUGAAUGCCUACACCAUGGCCUCCUCCAGCGGUCUCCAGGUACCACAGGCAUCCACCAACAUAUCUCCAUUUCAGAGCCUGGGGCCUUUUUCCUUUUGCCCAGAAGGACUUCAGCAAGCUUUCUAUCUUCUGCUACUGACUGGCUUGUCUGCAGUCUCCUCUUCUCAGGGAAUCCUUGCAGAUGUUGUCAGGGUCCCAGGCAGAGCCAGCUACUAUCCUCCUAAGAGUGUCUUGAGAGUCACUUUCUCAUGAUUAUCUCAAGAUCCAAGAUAACCUCAUUUUGAAGGAAAGACUCGGGUAUCUUGGAAUUGAAUCCAUGUGGCUAUGCCCAAUAAAAAGCAUUUUGAUUGCCAGUUGGGAAUUUCUUAGAGAGGAGCCUUUCAGAAGGUGUGUUGGACAGUAGGACCUGUUUCAAAGUCUUUUUGUAGAUAGUCCCCUGCCUUAUGGUUGCUUCUGCAGCAGUGAGGCAGGGUGGGGGUUUUAAAUCACUCCUGAAUGAUAAAGUAGAAAACUGAUGCCUAAGAGCUGCUGGUGUCCUGUGACUUGUGAGUUCUAUCAGAUGCUCUGCUGGCUCUUUUCAGCCUCUGCUUCAAGAUCAUUUUGGUUUGGAGAUGCACUUUCCACUACUGUAAAGGAAAUAACACACCAAAAUACAGCAGCCAGCGUUCAUUAGCUUUCAUUUUAGUGGUGGAUUCUGCUAGACAAAAGCUGUCCUAAACGUAGGAGAUGAGUUUGUUUUCAGUUGUGCCUUAUGUUACUACAGACCUUGGUGAUGAGCUGAAAUUUCUGGCUGUUUUUGACAGUGGUGACUGUUUAGCUGUAAAUAAGUGGAAACAGAAUCAUGCUGCCUGUGGCAUAGGUAAGAUAUUUAGCACAUUAGUGUUUGACUGAGGCUAAAAUGUGUGUCUUAAGAUGUGAUUCUUUCCUUCCAGGUAUGUGUUUUGAUUUACUCAACUUUCGAGCUGAUGUUAAGUAGAAGUUUACUGGCAUCUGCUUUUCUUCCUUGUUCAAACGGGACAUUUCAGUGAGAGCAGAGAUGCUCCUUGGUCCAGUCCCUUAAUUCAAACAUGCUGUAACUUUGCAGAAUAUAGAAGUCAUUGAAGAUCCUUUAAACAUUACUUUGAAAAAUGAAGGACAAGCUAUCUGUUUCAGUCUUAUCCAACCAUUCUGUAUUUUCAUUUGUGUUGUUACGAUAGUCCCAUUGCACUUUGUUCUCUUUUGGUAACGUUUUCUUUGAUGAGAAGGAGUGGGAAAUGUUGAACUCUGUGGUUGUCUGUCAUGCAACUACCACUAUAGCGUGCCAACUAAGUAUUAGUUUAACACUGUCCCAUUGUCAGUUCACCUUUUGUUAUGAAUUUGUGUGUAGAAACGGAUCCUGUUACCUUCCAUGUUCUUGUCAGAUAAUGGCACUGCCUGGCUGUGCAGCAUAAAGACAAAUCUGAUUUCUGCUCUGCGCCAAUCAUUAGAAGCUGAGUUAAAUCACAGAAUUGAUAUGCUUUUUAAGAUGACAUUUUAAAAGCUGUUGCAGUCUCUCUCAAACUUUAUGGAAAGAUUAUUAUUAAAAUAAGUUGCUCGGUAUUCCCUUUGACAUGCAAUUCAACAAUACACUUUCUGCAGGUAGCACUGAUUUCAAGUGGUAGUGUCACAGUAAGAAUUCAAUGAAGGCUGCAUUCAAUCUUCAGUUAAAGCCAUUGUGCCCAGCUAUUCCAUUAUAUGCAUGUGACACAAGCAAGGAUUUGGCACAGACAUCCUAUUUCAUGGCUACCAACAGCCUUCACCUUACUACGUUCUGUCUUCAGUACAAGCCGACAGUGAUAGCAUGUGUGUGCAUCCACUUGGCCUGCAAGUGGUCCAACUGGGAGAUACCAGUAUCGACUGAUGGAAAACACUGGUGGGAAUAUGUAGAUCCUUCAGUUACUCUAGAAUUACUAGAUGAGCUAACUCACGAGUUUCUGCAGAUACUGGAGAAAACGCCUAGCAGGCUCAAGAGAAUUAGAAACUGGCGGGCUAAUCAGGCUGCUAAGAAACCUAAAGGUGAUGGCCAGGUAUCCGAGAACUCGCUUCUUGGCUCGUCUCUGGUCCAGAACUCCAUUUUGGUGGAUACAGUUACCGGUGUGGCCGCAAACGCGAGUUUCCAAAAGCCAUCGACGUCGUUUCCUGCGCCGGUACCGCUGACCUCAGGAAGCAUUUCUGUUCCAGACAGUCACGCACCCGAAAAUUUGGCAAUAUUAGCUACAGGAAUGCCAAGUACCUCAUAUAGUUUGGCAUCACACCAGGAAUGGCCUCAGCAUCAAGAACAAACAAGGACAGAACAAAUAUACUCUCAGAAACAGGAGGCGUUACCUGCGAGCCAGUACAACAUGAACUUCCAGCCGGGGACGUCCGUGCAGCUGCACUCGGGAGUACAUCACAGACCUGACAAACUCGCCGAGCACUCUGCUGGCAAACAAGAGUAUUCUCAUAAGUCGGGGAACAAACACCACGGACAAGUCGCUGCUCCUGUAAUAAUCCCUCAGAAAAUGUCUUUGGAUAAGUACAGAGAGAAGCGCAAGCUAGAAACCCUCGAACUGGACGUGAGAGAACACUACGUAGCGACCCCGGGUGAGCAGCAGCAUAAAAAGCACGUGCAGCCACAGACGGGCGGCAGCUCUUCCGUCACAUCUCCCAUUAAAAUGAAGCUCCCCGUCGCGAACGCGGAGAAGCCCGAAAAGCACCUGUCUGAUAAGAAAGAGAAAGGCGGCUCGCUCAAGCUCCGCAUCCCCAUCCCACCCACGGAGAAGGGUGCCAGCAAGGAGGAGCUCAAGAUGAAAAUCAAAGUGUCUUCCUCGGAAAGGCACAGCUCGUCGGACGAGAGCAGCGGCAAAAGCAAACACUCGAGCCCCCACGUCAGCAAAGAGCAUAAGGAGAAACACAAAGAGCACUCGUUCAACCGCCACCACGGCGUCGGGCACAAGCACUCGCACGGCGGCGGGAAGCACGGCACCGAGGGCCCGGCGCCGCCCGCCCUCAGGAGCCCCGCCGGCCUGGGCAGCGAGGGCAGCGCCUCUGCCUCCGCCUCCUCCAGGAAGAAGUUGCACAGCAACGAUGCCUCUCACAACCACCACUCCAAAAUGAGCAAAAGUUCCAAAAGUUCAGGUAGUUCAUCUAGUUCUUCCUCUGUUAAGCAGUAUGUAUCCUCUCACAGCUCUGUUUUUAACCUUCCCUUACCCCCUCCUCCCCCUGUCACAUACCAGGUGGGCUACGGACAUCUCAGCACCCUCGUGAAACUGGACAAGAAACCAGUGGAGAACGGUCCUGAUGCCAAUCACCAGUACAGUACAAACAGCCAGCAUAUGGACUACAAAGAUACAUUCGACAUGCUGGAUUCGCUGUUAAGUGCCCAAGGAAUGAACAUGUAGUCAAAUCUUAGGUUGUUUUUCUUUACUUUUUGGGGGUUUUUUUUAAUUUAAGAAUUGCUAGGAUGGAAAACUUCCUACUAGAGCAGCAGCAACACCAGCUGGUUGCUGCCGUGGUUUCGGUAUAUGUAAGUGCUGCUUUAUCCUUCACUCUGAAAAGAAGAGGUAUAGUAACCAAGUCUUUAUCUCCACAUACGAUAGUGUUAUAAAUACUGUACUAGCAUGGAAGGUGCAAAACAAUCUCAGUAUUUCUACAACUGCAGCUAAGAGCAGUAGAAUGAACGUCCGCUUCUAGGUGUGUAGGGCGCCUCCAGCAUUGAUUAUUUAUGAGUUUGAAUCCUGCAGCCACGACUCUCUCUCUUUUCUUUUGUUGCCUAGUUUCUGGAUGAGUGUAAUUGUUUCCUCGUGUAUUUAUACUGUAUGUAUGAUUUGCAUGUUUCGAAGAGAAAGGGAUGAAAAACAGUAUGCUGACAACUGUUUACAAGAAAGUGGAGAAAAAUGUACAUACAUUUUUGUAUGUUUAGAUAUAACCAUAAAUACUCAGGAUUGGAGCUGCUUGUAAGUAUAACAAAAAAGAAAUACACAUAACUUUAUUUUAUCUUGCCAGAGUCCAUCAGUUACCCGAACACAGAUGGCACUUUGUCUUGUUUAUCUUUAAACUGUAGGCCUUAUUGGAAGCCGCUCAAAAGGGACGCUUGGCUAGAGAAGGCAUCCCGGGCCGGGUAGGGUCCCUGCUGACAGUAUUACCUGGGAGGCAGGAGGUGGGGGAGGCCUCUGCUCGCUCCUCAUGGCCACGCCUCGCACGUGUCCCUGAUUUUCUGAAGGAGAAAGGAACUGAAAUAAAAGUUUACAUAAUCUUUCCGAUGUGAAGUGCAUUUAAAUGUUUAUUGGCUUGAUGCAGUAAAAUAGACACAGAGCUGUUAAUAAUGGUUAUGUAGAUUAACGUGACUGAACUGCAAUUCAGAACUGUCAGCGUGGGGGAAAAAAAUCAUCAUUUUUUAAAAGAAAGUCAUAAUUUAUUUUAAUAGCAAACAGGGGUCGCUGUUUCCAGCACCAUUUCAGAACAACACCCACGCUCUGGAGCCCAAAAAGUGUACUUGUGUGUGAUGCCAUAUUGCUUUUACAGGUGAAUGCAGUCUUCACAGUAAAUAAGAAUAAAACUAUCGGUAACCCAACUUUAUAUUCCAACAAUAAAACAGUUAUCAUUGAUUCUGUGCAUUGUACUUGUCAUCAGUUACCAAACUGGAAGGUACUUGUUCUGUUUUUCCAGCUCUGUGGGGGUUAAAACCAAACCAGUCUGCCAGUUAAGCCACUAGCAUGGGUUUUGCCUGCGAGCCAGCCUCAGUGAGAGAGCUGGUGCGCUCCUCCAGGGACGUUUGCUCUUCAGGAGUGACUUCAGAAGGCGUCAGUGUCCUCGCGUGCUCAAAGCCAAUUCCGCAGCAGCGGCCGGCCGGACGGCGCUGAACUGACUCUCUGGGUUGUGACUCAAACUUACUCAUAAGCUCUGAAGUACCUCAGCACAAACUUGGCUACGGUAGCAACAGCCAGUUUUCAGUGACUUGACUUGGAAGGGAACAUGAUGUGAAGUAACCUUUUGCCAAGCCGCCUCCUCCCCUCGGUGCUCGUGUACUCUCUACGUCUCUGACGUUACGUCUGGAGCUCGGCCCCUUCCCUCCUUCCUCACGUGUGCUUGAAACGAUGAAAGUGUUCAAGAUCUCUGCCCGGUCGGUAGUUGCUGUGUCAGGUAACUACAGGUAUAUCAAUUACUAUGUAAUACUCUGUUUCCAGUAAUGCAAACGCUUGUAAUUACUUGAAUAAGUUUUAUUUGAACUAUGGAUGCAUUUUUUUUACACGUAAGAAAUAUGUAAAUGGAAACCUGGUUGCGUUUUCUGCUGAGUCUGAGCUUAAACCUUGGCCCAUGUACAGACCCCAAAGCUGUCUCCCUCCUAUCGACUCGGUUAUUUUUCUAUGUUUGCAAUGUAACUUCUUGUUACCUACUUCUGCGUUGUGGAAUAUUUUCUAUCCUUUUAUAGCCUGUUUCCUUUCAACCUCGGCACUGCUCUUGGCUCUGAUUUUUAACAAAUGUCAUCCGUGUUAGACGCUGUCCUGAACCAUAGUGUGGGCAGGCAGAUGAAAUAGCAGUGAAUUGUCUUAAUUUGUCUUCGAAGCACUACAGUACUUUCUUUUCUUGAGUCUGUUUAAAUAGUCGUGCCAUGAAAUGCAUCUUUAGACGGCCACUUUGGAUAAGCAAUAUAUUGUACUGUAAAUAGAGCGAUCCCAGUUCAACUGUCUGCCUGGUAACUAGUGCCUGUCUGCUAUGGAUGGGAGAGGAGCGUAGGGUCCUCAUCAUUAAGGUGCUGUUUCAAAAGAAAUCUUUCCUGUGGCGAUUGCAGGAAACUGUGACUUGUUGUGGACUAAAAGUUGCUAUGCUGCAUUGAGAGGCAAACAGGGGUUUACGGUGUCUCUGUACGGGGUGUCCGUGAGACUCGCUGGGUCGGGGUUUCAAUGUGACUGCAAACACGUGGAACUGUCUGUGUCUGAAAUGAAGUUCAAGGCUGGGAUAGUAGGGCUGUGAGGAGGGAGAGAGGAUGUGCAACACCUGCCACUGGUUCUCCCUGCCUGACCCCACUGGGAACUGGUGAACUGUGUGUGAAUCGCAGCCCUGGCCCAGGGGUUGGAUCCGAUGACAAUGACUGGGCCUGGCGCCGGCCUCGCAAGCCAGUGACUGAAUAACUGCACUCAGAGGCUCACGGACAACACCACUGCUCUCCUCAUCACUUUGAUUACAGAUGCCGUGGCUGUCGGUUGGAACACAUGCAGUGUGUAACUUGUAAAAGGGUGCUGUAGUGAGACCUUGCUUGGACUCUCCCCUGUGUGUGAGCUAGGAGGCUGUAGGGUAGUGAGAUUCUUGGGUAUGUUGCAUCUCGCUGGGUUCCUGAGGGUGGGAGUGCUGAAGUCGUGUAUCUCACUGUGACCUGGUACUUGGCUAUUUGCAUACAAUGGCAGUUCUGUACAUUCUUUUGGCUAACUGUAAAUAGAAAUGUUUCAUAUUAGCAUAGUUGGAUUUUUGAGGUACAGCCAUUUGUGUGAGAUUAGAAAGAGAAAAAAACCAACAACUUUAUUUCUAAGAACUUGUAAAAACAAACGUUUUUCAAUAAAAUUCCCUACCUCACCUCUAUUGUGCAGAAACG